GAAUCAUUCAAUGACUCUUGCUUUCCGCCUUCGCUAAAGUGCAGGUCGAUCCGUCUUUCUUUUCUACCGACUUGCUGCCUGGCUUUUCUAUUUGGCCCUUCACCACACGACCAUCAUCCAGGACCCAGCCUCACAAGCCUGACCACCCAUUUCUCCACCUGCAUCGCCAGGCGUGACCGUUUUCCAACCACGAAUCACAUGCGGCCACCGUCAUAUGCCUGCGACUCGAGACCACUGUGAACCUCACACUCAACCCUUUGCUGAUAACCGUCCUACGUCGCAACCAUGACUCCUUCAUCUACCUAGUCGACCCACUGCCAUCGCUAGAGCUAUUGAACACACCUUUGUUCUCAUCGAAUACCCUUGAUUGCUACAUUCCCUCGCCAAUAGCCUUGCCAGUAAACUCUCCUACACACACCGUGGGCUUUUGAAAGCAUGGACGGCUAUCGGAUACCUGCGAUUCACCAACCAGCUCUCCCCAGCUAGACAGACAUCGUGCCUCUGCUCUUGGUAUCUCUCCUACUCAGCCCAUUCACACCAUGCAUCAACAUCCACGCCCUCCCCCCGCCUCUGCCUCCCCUGCCGCCUCAGAACAAACCAACCCUACCCGCACCAACAACCCCAGAGAUCGCGACGUCCAGGCACUCCGAACAGAUUCACCUUUGACCCAGGGCUCUGGCUCUUCCGAAGACUUUGCUGCAGCACGGCAAGAACAACCUGCGGACAAUACCGCCGGCCAGAUGCAGAGACUCAACCAGGUUGUCCAGAACUUCCAUACCAAGGCCGCUUUGAUCAUUCUCCACUCCAGAGUCGAAUUGUCCCCGGCCUACUCUCAGAAGACGGACUCAAAACGAGUCAACCGAUGGUUUAACCUCGAUGUGGAAGAGACAGAGGACUACAAGGAUCAUAUCAAGAGGUGGAAGACGUGUGAUGUGGAAGGGAACCGACCUGCUCCUCUGGUCAUCGAGAUCUUCCUGACGACGGAGCCUCUGCAGCAAGGCCAACGACUCGUCAUUGUCGACGAGGAUGGGAAAAGAUGGGAUGUACAGAAUACCUUAUCAGCGGCUCACAAUACUUCUCACUCCAGCCAGCGGCGGUCGACGGAUGCGAACGAAAUCCUCCUCGAACGGUGGACCAUCGAACUAGGUGAUGCCAACGGGCCGAUGCCCUCGGACUUGGCAACCCUUCUGCCCUUGGUAUACAAGAAGAGCAUCGUCCUGUUCCGGUCCCUCUACACCUAUAGCAACUUUCUACCCGCAUGGAAACUGGCUAGAAAGGUCGGCAAAGGCCGGGCACAUAUGGCGUUAAAGCUGGGCUAUCGUCUAGUCGACGGAUCACGCCUGAGGAAUCAAUCACGUUCAGACAAUCUCAAUCUGAGACUCUUCGACAGCAAUUCUGAUGUCGUUUUGCUCUACGACUUCGGCUUGACCGACUCGCCUGCAGGGCCGUUUUCGGUCAAGGUGGAAUAUCGACAGCACUGCGACUUCCGGAUAGACGACUCUGAAGAGUUGUUGAGUUCCAGGUUCUUAGGAGCCGAUGAUGAACUGUUCAGACCGUCCCUUCCUGCCGAUCGGACUUCUCGGACUGAACUCGGCUCGUUACCUAACGACCGACGGCAAAAUCUGUUAGAACGCCCGGAACUUGGACUUGCAUACGGCAGUUUGUCGACUUUUCACCAAGCGGGAAUUGGCACAGGCACCAGUCCAAUAUCUGCACUGCGGAAUGCUCAGGAUUUCAAUGCAAGCUCACCGCCUACACCUGAAUCACCCAGGCCAGCACAUGCCCACGCUGUCUCACAAAGUUCACGCAACUCUCUGCGCGCGGUGGCAGCCAACCGAAGGAGCUCUUUCUCUGUACAACCCUUCAAGACACCAACACUCUCAGCUUCACCCUUGGGGUCGUCUCCUCUUGCAUCGUCACCGCGCACGCACGUUGUUAGACCUCCUGCCCUGGGCUCUCUAACGGAAGAGCGUAUCCCAACCUCGACUGCUACUGCUGCCGCAGUUGCUGGUAGACGAACCGGGUCGCUUGUUUCGGAACAUGCCGUUGCGUCUUCAGCAUCUAGCUCACCAAAACCUGCUCCGACCAGAUACAGUAGCAGCUUUAGCCAUCGACGGGCACGCCUGUCCUCUGGCGGCACCACCGUCCGCACAGACGACGAUCAGAACAGCAGUGGUCGGGCCAGCGCUUCAUCUUCUGCUCAGCCUGGGUCAGGCCUGAUGACAGAAGCAGCCACUGGUGGUGGAAGUUCGGGCUCUGUAGCAGAAGAUGAUGGCGAAAACAUUUCAGAUUUCCUGAAGAUGCUGGAAUUACAGAAAGACCUGUUGGGAUCUGUAUCCUCGGCUACUGUGGAGGCAAAUACAAGACGGACUGCAGCAGCGUUGAACCGCUUUCACCGAUUGCGAGACUCCAACACGGCAUUGUCUGAGUCUAUGUCCUCGUCAAUGAUGCUCCAGAGGUCGUCGGCAUCUUCCAGUCGGCAACUGUCUGGUGUUCCACCCAUGGUAGCCGCAACUUCAGUCUCGACAUCUUCUUCCCCUGGAAAGCCGAUCUCGCCUCAUACGCCUCAUACUCCAUUUGCGCCUUCCAGGCUCAGUGCUGCUUAUAGCCAUGACGACACGGACCCGACGCAUCUCACUGUCGAGGAGACACCUUCGCCGUCUGAUGCAGCCACAGAAGAGACUGCACAAGGCCGCUCGACUGCCAAUGUUCCUGCUAUUGACAUUCCUAACUCCCCGAGACCGUUCCUACCAGGCUACCAGCGUUCGAGCUCAGCCCAGCGCCGACCUUUGAGCUCUGACGAAGACAUUGCUGAUCUGUAUGGCAUGCGAAGUCACAGCAUGGGAGCUGACCGAAGGAACAACCGACCAGAAUCUGGCCCUCAAGAAGAGGGGGAUGAAUCGGCCAAUGCUGAACACAGACCACGGACGAAUUCAUCUAGAGCCCUUGACAGGGGUUCGCAGGUGCAUCGACAUUCCGGUCUAGCCACAGUGGUUACCGAUGGUGGUGCUUCGGAGCCUUCCUCCAACCGUUCUUCUGUCACUGCCCAUCGUUCCCGGGGUACUCGGGGCGGUCUUGUACGACCAAUUCCAGCCGCACAGGGAUCGGGGUCAAGCUUCGGUGGCACGGCGGGCAGCGCUGAGCAUGUCGAUAGCAGUACCAGUGAUUCGUGGGGCCGAGGAGGAAGACGAAGCGGCAGCCGACCAGAAAGUAAAUUUGACGAAGAUGAAUUCCUCCCUUUUGCGAUGGAAAGGAGCGAUUUCAAUACUACUGGCAGAUCUGAUCCACCAGGUGCCAGCGAAAGAUGAGUUUUCUUCAAUAUCACAUAUUACGAUGACGACCUCAAUACCUCCACAUGAUCCGGUGUAUGGAAUAGAACGACACCGGUGAUAGGUUUGCAAUUUUUUUCUUUUCCACGGCGUUUCUGCGUGGAUUGGCUUCGCAUGUGCAUUUCCAUGAUGACUGUUGAUUUAUACCUGUCGAGACUUGGAUGAAGGGAUUGUUUUAGUCGUGACAGGCUAUUUGAGCGUUUCAGCGCGAAAUGUUCUCCGUCAUGCAAUUGCUCCAAGUGUUUGUUUUGGAUGAGACCAAUCACGGGGUUGGUUGGUGCAGCAGCUCAACGAAGGGUCACUGAAUUGGUCAUGCAGCAUUGAGAUUCAACAAGUCGCGAGGCUGUAUGUAUGUGAUCGGCGUCAGAGCUUAGUUGAGGCGUCCACGUACAGGGGUGGCUUUCUUGCAUCUCAUCUCUUGAGAUUCCCAUCGGGUUGUGCUUUGGUUUAUCUGGACGGUCAAAUCAAGAGGAAGUCGGUUCACACGGUACCAGGACGGUAUAAGAAUGGUGUGUCGGUGUGAUAUACUAUUUGUACGUGUAGGUAAUAUGGACAAGACUUGAACCCAAGGGCGGAGGCUGGUUUGCAGGACAAAGUGACCCUGGGUACACACAAGUACGAGUGUUUACUCUUACUCUGUUGGGGACAAAUGGAUGACGGGGAAAGGGGGAAAUGAACUGGCUAUUAGACUGUGAUGAUAUAACUCUGUAGCAAGCGAUUGAAAUCCGAGUUGACAUUUACUUGAGUUGCAA
Exophiala oligosperma is the source of this 4081-nucleotide messenger RNA. RefSeq lists its product as uncharacterized. Lineage: Eukaryota; Fungi; Ascomycota; Eurotiomycetes; Chaetothyriales; Herpotrichiellaceae. The transcript has a single exon. The record is from RefSeq and is a predicted model, not a curated record. Gene Ontology annotation, biological process: autophagosome assembly; protein localization to phagophore assembly site; mitophagy. Bases 540 to 3308 code for a protein of 922 amino acids. Gene Ontology annotation, cellular component: cytosol; Atg1/ULK1 kinase complex; phagophore assembly site.